GUCAAGUGUCAAGAAAAAAACUUAGAACAAAUCCAAAAUUCCGAUAGUGAAGUUGGUUUUAACUGGAAUUGAUACAAAAAUCAAAAAACCACAUAUUUUAGGACCAAAAGGUUAAUUUAAAGUUAUAACUCUUUUAGCCAUGGACACAGACAAUCCUGGACAAGCAACCGUCGAGGCGGUCACCGCCAAAGGGGCAACCGCCGCAAACAACUGGUGCCUGAUUGAAAGCGAUCCGGGGGUCUUCACCGAGAUGAUUAGUGGUUUUGGCUGCACGGGUGCCCAGGUGGAGGAGAUCUGGUCCAUGAAUGCAGACGCCUUUCGUCACCUGGAGCCCAUCCAUGGUCUGAUCUUUCUGUUCAAAUGGUUGGACAACAUGCCCGCUGGUCGCGUGGUCACGGAUAGGAGUGACAUCUUCUUUGCUCGCCAGGUGGUAACGAAUGCCUGUGCCACACAGGCUCUCAUCUGCCUGCUGCUCAAUCUCCAGCAUGAAGACAUCGAUUUGGGUCCAAUUUUGAGCGAAUUGAAGAUCUUCUGCCAGGAUCUGUGUCCGGAAUCCCGUGGACAAUGCUUGGCCAAAGAGGAAAAGAUCCGUAAGGUACACAAUUCCUUUGCUCGACCCGAACUCUUUGUGGUUGAAGACAGUGCGGAUUCGGAAGACGUAGAUUGUUACCACUUUGUGGGCUUUAUGCCAAUAAAAGGCAAACUUUACGAAUUGGACGGAAUGAAAGAGGGUCCCAUCGAGCUCGGCGAGAUCGGCCAGCAACAGAACUGGCUGGAUGUGGUCAGACCGAUUAUUGAGGAACGCAUGAAGCGCUACAGCGUUGGAGAGAUCCACUUCAAUCUGAUGGCCCUGGUCUCGGAUCGUCAGCGAUGCUACGAGCGGCAGAUCCAAAUGCUGGUCGAACUAUCAUCGCCGCUGAGCUACGCGGAUUGUCAGGCGGAGAUCGCCACCCUUAUAUACUUUGUGAAACUCGAGAAGGAGAAGAAGCGCCGCUACCGCAAGGAGAACAAUCGUCGUCGCCACAAUUAUCUGCCAUUCAUCGUUGAGCUACUGAAGCAGCUGGGCGAGACUGGCCAAUUGAUGGCCAUUUGCGACAAGGCCAAGGAUCGGUCUUGUCCAUCUAAGUCGAACAAAGACGCUAUGGACCAACAACCUCAAUAAGCUUAACAUAGAUGAUGAUAUCAAACCAAAUUACGCGACAUCUCUGAACUGCAUCAUCGAUUAAUCGGAACCGAACACACAUUCCACUUUGAUGGAACUAGGAACGAGAUUUAGUAGAUUCCUAGACGUAUAUUUAAUAAAUGAAGUAUAA
Messenger RNA from Drosophila sechellia, 1313 nucleotides. RefSeq names its product Uch-L5-related (gene Uch-L5R). NCBI's taxonomy places the organism in Eukaryota, Metazoa, Arthropoda, Insecta, Diptera, Drosophilidae. The transcript has a single exon. Gene Ontology annotation, cellular component: cytoplasm. Gene Ontology annotation, molecular function: cysteine-type deubiquitinase activity. The coding region runs from base 140 to 1162 and encodes 340 amino acids. The record is from RefSeq and is a predicted model, not a curated record. Gene Ontology annotation, biological process: protein deubiquitination; ubiquitin-dependent protein catabolic process.